This is a messenger RNA of Sphaeroforma arctica JP610, 417 nucleotides long. RefSeq lists its product as hypothetical. Gene Ontology annotation, biological process: mitochondrial L-ornithine transmembrane transport. The record is from RefSeq and is a predicted model, not a curated record. The coding region runs from base 1 to 417 and encodes 138 amino acids. Gene Ontology annotation, molecular function: L-ornithine transmembrane transporter activity. The transcript has a single exon. NCBI's taxonomy places the organism in Eukaryota, Ichthyosporea, Ichthyophonida.
AUGGCCGAAGUAACCAGUGCACAGACACUUCAUUUAGAACCCAUACAUGCGUCUGGGCAGUUUAUACCGCACUGGGCCGUCCAAGCUAUCACCGACACCACCGCUGGUAUUGCCGGAGGGGUUGCCUGUGUAUAUGCUGGGCAUCCGUUUGACACGGUUAAGGUCAAAAUGCAAACACAAUCACAUUUAUACCCCAAAGGUGCAUUAGACUGCUUCAGACAGACGUUUAAGCAAUCUGGGAUGAAAGGGUUGUAUACUGGAGCUACACCAGCGUUAUUGGCCAAUGUCUCGGAAAAUGCGGUACUGUUUGCGUGCUAUGGAUCGAUACAGCGGUUUAUCAGAAGUAUACAGGGAACGCCUGAAGGGGAAGAGCUCUCACUAUUGCAGAAGGCUUCAGCCGGAGGUAAGCAAACAUGA